Messenger RNA from Adineta ricciae, 1311 nucleotides. The record is from the annotation of a GenBank genome assembly. NCBI's taxonomy places the organism in Eukaryota, Metazoa, Rotifera, Eurotatoria, Adinetida, Adinetidae.
AUGAUAUCCAAUCUUGAUGAAGCCUUUCUAAUAAAUUUAAAAAAUGAAUUUAUUUCAAAUUCAACGUCCUCAUCCACAUUUGUUUCUUCGGAGCUCUUAACAACUUAUUCUCCAAUUGAAACGCUUACCCCAGAACUUGAUUGCCUACCAAACUUAUCUCAGGAUCUAUUACUUCAACCAUCAAUCCCCACUCAUUUCGAUAUGAGCAAUACCAAUGAUUUCCAGCUUGCCUAUUCAAUAAUAAAAGAUUCUAUCGUUCAAAUUGAACGUUCCAGUAAUGAAGAUCUUCUAAGUCUCGCAACUAAUGCUAAUCACAAUAAACUUUCAAUCACUUCUCCAUCUUCAUCUGUCAAUACCGAUGAUAUGCCUCGUGUACGUGGUCCCAAAUCCACUCGGUUCACCUGUCCAAUAUGCGGUCUAAUAACGGUGUCAAUGGAACGUUUGCAGCGACAUGUCAAUCAACAUGGACAAAAGCUUCGAUUAGAAACAUACAAGCCUGAACGAAAAGUUUCAUCGUUAAUAUGUGAAAAAUGCAAAGCAACAUUUUCAUCUGCAUAUGCUUUAAGAAAACACCAACGCGUACAUACACGAGACAAACCAUUCUCAUGUGAUUUCUGCGGAUCGAGAUUUUCGCAAUGGGGAAAUCUCCGACAUCAUAUUCAACGACAUUUAGGAAUCAGUCCAUAUGCGUGUCCUUAUUGUAAGAAGACAUUCAUCGCUCCAUGUAAACUCGAAGUACACAUUCGUGGCCAUCUUGACGAAAGACCUUAUGUUUGUGAUCGAUGCCAAGCAACAUUUCGAUGCAAUGAUGAUUUACGAAAGCAUUUGAUCAUUCAUGCGGAUUACAAACCAUUCGUUUGUUGGAUGUGUUCGAAACCUUUCUUUCAUGCAUCAAAACUACGUAUGCAUUUGAAAGAGAAACAUGAUACUGAUGUAACCAUACGGAAAAAAGACGUGCUCGAAUCGGGUACCGAAUAUGAAAUCACAUUUGUGAAUCCAAAUGAACAAACCAAAGAAACAUUACCGCCACUCGAAAGUCUCCCGGCCAACGAUGAUCAAAAUUCGACGUUUUAUGAAACAAUAAUGAAUGCCGAUGAAAGUCAAUCGAGAAAAUUGUCACUGGUCGAUGAAGCAUGUGACGAACCAGUUAGCAGUUAUCAAUUAUUAAAUGAGCUAAGUGUUAAUGAUAUAGAAACGUUUGUUAAAAACAAUCCAUUUGUUUUAUCUGAAAAUGAAUUAAGAACUUGUAGUUCGGGAGGACAUCAUCAACAUUUUGAUGAUUUAAAAUUAAUUGAUUUUCCUGUCAUGUGA